AUGGCUAGCAGCAGCCUUAUCGCGACUUCGCCGGGAGCCCACACGUCGCAUGAACGACUCAUGAUGCUUUCUUCGUCGCCUCUUCCCGAUAUCAAAGAAUUUGCCACCAAAAAGCCGAAAGCGACAGCGCUGCGUAGCGGAAGUGCUGCUCUGCCAAUCCCUGCGAGUGCAACCACGACGUUCACGAGCGCUGCGGAUCUACUCCGCAGUGCACAGGCUGGUGUGGACGACUGUUCCGAUAUCAUCGACGAGCCAGAGAAGCCUGCGCUGAAGAAGACCGCCAUCAAGCCAAAGCGCAAGACGACCAAGCCCCCAAAACGUGUGGCGAAGGAGGUGAUCGUGCUGUCCUCGGAUGGAGUCACGCCCAAGGGCAACGGCGAUGAUACAAGCGCAGAAUUCAAAAGCAACGAUUGCGAAAAUGGCAUUGAGAAGAGCCCACUGGGAGACAAGCCAUGGAGGAGAUAUAAGGUGUCUGCGGAGCUGGGAGACACCGACGCAUCAGCCAAUGCUGUCGAAACACGCGAACCGAAGACACAGAAGAGGAGGGCAAAUAAAGCCGAGACAGUCAGUGGACAUUUUGCAAAGAAUGGCGGAUCCACCAAGUCAAGGACGAGGAACUUGACCCCGGAACCGAUCAAUCUAGAGCCAGCAGUACAAAGGAGGAUGGAUUGGACGCCACGAGACGACACACGGACGGAGACAUUUCCAUCACCAAUUGCUCCAUCAGGCACCAACCCGGCACACACAUCGCCAGCUUUGCUGACAUCAGAACAUGGGCCUGUCAAAGGAGACAUCUUCAAGAACCUACACGAUGCAUAUGCCCACAAAGUCACCGACCAACCCGCAUGCGCCCCGGUCAACCCGCAGCCAAUUACGUUAGGCAAGAGAAAAGUCAUUGAAAUGACCUCAACUGGCCAGUCACCGAAUAAAAUCCCUUUCGAGGUCUCUCCAAUAAAGCAGAAGGCGCCCAAGAAGAAGCCUCGGACAAUCACGGAAGUCGCCACAGCAGCAUACGCCCCGAAGGCUGUCAACCUCCCCGAGGACACAAUCAAAGAAGACUCAAUCCUCGAAUACUUUAACGUUGAUAAAGAGGGGAAUGUUUCCAAAACAACGGCAGGCAAAAGGAAGGGAAAGACUACGAAGGUUACAAAGAAGAAGGCACCACCAAAGCGGCCUGUACUUCUGUCUCCUAAAGCUGCUAUGUGCCAAUCGGCCAGACAAGACUUUGUCUUUGGCACAUCAAGUCAGCUCGCCCGGGAAGAAUCACCAACUGUUUUGAGAGACCUUGAGGCCGCGUUGCGGGCGUCAAACAUCAUGGGUGAGAAUAUCCCAUCUGCCGAGAACCUUUCCCGCGCAAACGGCUUAGUCGUGGAAUCGACGAAACGCGGUAGAGGGCUCUGGUCAGUGAGUGCCAGAGACGAAGAUGGCGAAGUAGUAAAUGUCGAGAUCAUUGAUCUUGUGGGAUCGCCUUUCCCCGAAGACGACGCGGUUGCAAUUUUGGAUCCUUCCAAAGACUUGCCGCCGGAGCUACCAGCUGCUAGCGGUACCGAGACUGAGACCGCCGAACCAUCCCUCAUUGAGAUUGAGAGCAUGCCUGUGGCAACCUCGAAUACAUCAUCACAACCGCCUGUUCCCAAGUCACAUUUCUUUUUGACCCAGCCCAAAGUCACAAUCAGCUCCGCUGCUGCCGCUGCUGCCAACUCCUCGGACGCGUCAUUUAGACAAUCAUUUUCGCUCAUUGAAGACGACGCACCACCACCAAGUAACCAACAACAAAGCCAAGGAGACGUCGGACAGGGUUCAUCUACGAUGCCGAAAAAGAUUCAGAAGACACGGCCCAAUUAUGAGCUGUUCACAGACGCUAAGCUGGCGAAGGAGGUGUCUUCAUUUGGUUUCAAGGCCGUCAAGAGCAGAAGUGGAAUGCUUGCACUACUCGAUCAAUGUUGGAAGAGCAGGACUCAAGCUCCAAUUGCAGCAGCAUCGUUUUCUACAAGUGCCUUAUCAGCCAGUCCGAAAGGAAAGAAGGCGAGUUUUGCAGCGACGCCCAAGACAGCUUCUUCAUCAACCAAGAGACCGCGUGCGAAGCCAAAGAAAGUCCCUGAUGUGGUCACCAGCGAGCCUGUAGCGGCAUCUGAAGGGGCAAGUACUGCAUCGCCGCCGAAGAAGCGCGGUCGUCCACGCAAGGAUGCAUCGGCAUCGGCAGCAGCAGAUCCCAUCAUACCCCGGCCGACGAAGGCACAACCUUCCGCUUCGACGCCGAAGCGUCGGAAAACAGGCACUCGAGCACGGGUAGAGGUAUUGGAUUCUGACCUUGAAAGCGACGACUCUGCAGGCCUCUCUUCACCGGAACGGGUUUUUACCUCGCCUGGGGGUGAGGCUGUGGACAUGUCCAUUAACGAGGAUACGGAGAUAUCUCUCAACCUCAGCCCUACAGCACAGCAGUCUGUGCUGUUUAGCCACAUCACGAGAGCCAUUACGUCAGCGCCUCGGACGACCGACCCAGAGAACCCGUCAUGGCAUGAGAAGAUGCUCAUGUAUGACCCGAUCAUAUUAGAGGACCUUACUGCCUGGCUGAACGCAGGCCAGUUGACGAGGGUGGGCUAUGAUAGCGAGGCGUCGCCCAUGGAUGUGAAGAAGUGGUGUGAGUCGAAGAGUAUAUGUUGCCUUUGGCGGGGGACCUGGCGUGGCACGGAGAGGAAACGACUUUGA
Molecule: messenger RNA, 2709 nt
Organism: Diaporthe amygdali
Lineage: Eukaryota; Fungi; Ascomycota; Sordariomycetes; Diaporthales; Diaporthaceae
Exons: 1
Coding region: 1-2709 (902 amino acids)
Biological process (GO): DNA repair; DNA replication
Cellular component (GO): Slx1-Slx4 complex; nucleus
Molecular function (GO): 5'-flap endonuclease activity
Source: RefSeq, a predicted model, not a curated record